GCCCAGAAAGGAGAGAAGGGAGAGCCUGCUGUCCUUGAACCUGGCAUGUUGAUUGAAGGACCACCUGGACCAGAAGGACCAGCAGGUCUCCCUGGCUCCGCUGGCCCCCAGGGACCCCCUGGUUCUGUUGGUGAUCCUGGUGAGAGGGGUCCUACCGGUAAAGCUGGUCUACCUGGAGCAGACGGGGUCCCAGGACCUCCUGGAACUUCUGUCAUGCUUCCUUUCCGUUUUGGACAGAGUGCUGGUGGAAAAAAAGGGCCCAUUGCCUCGGCACAGGAGGCCCAAGCUCAAGCCAUCCUGUCUCAGGCUCGACUGGCUAUGAAAGGCCCACCAGGGCCAAUGGGUUUCACCGGUCGUCCAGGACCUACGGGAACACCUGGAAGUCCUGGCUUACGGGGAGAAAGCGGGGACCCUGGUCCUCAGGGCCCCAGAGGUCCUCAAGGAUUGUCUGGUCCUCCUGGUAAAUCUGGGUCGGAGGGUGAGUCCACUACAGGUCGGGCUGGUGCUGAUGGAGCCAGAGGGAUGCCAGGAGAGCCUGGAAUUAAGGGCGACCGUGGCUUUGAUGGCCUUCCUGGUUUGCCUGGUGACAAGGGUUAUCGUGGUCAAACUGGAGGAAUGGGACCCAUAGGACCCCCUGGAGAGGAUGGAGAAAGGGGAGACGAUGGAGACAUUGGACCUAGAGGUCUUCCCGGCGAACCGGGCCCCCGUGGGUUGCUGGGGCCUAAAGGGCCUUCUGGUCUUCCUGGACCUCCUGGUGUUCGUGGAAAUGAUGGUCCACAUGGUCCAAAAGGAAGCUUGGGGCCUCAAGGAGAGCCUGGUCCUCCAGGACAGCAGGGGGCUCCAGGAACACAGGGAAUGGCAGGUCCACAGGGUGCUAUUGGACCACCAGGAGAGAAAGGGCCCACAGGAAAGCCUGGUCUACCAGGAAUGCCCGGAGCUGACGGUCCUCCAGGUCAUCCUGGAAAGGAAGGCCCCGGUGGAACCAAAGGAAAUCAGGGUCCUAAUGGUCCUCAGGGGUCUAUUGGCUAUCCUGGCCCUCGGGGAAUUAAGGGAGCUCAAGGUAUCCGUGGACUGAAGGGCCAUAAGGGAGAGAAGGGAGAGGAUGGAUUCCCUGGAGUCAAAGGAGACUUUGGUGUAAAGGGAGAGAGGGGAGAGGUGGGAGUGCCUGGCCCAAGAGGAGAGGACGGUCCCGAGGGGCCGAAGGGGCGUGUCGGUCCCCCUGGUGAACUUGGUCCUAUUGGCCUGGUGGGAGAGAAGGGUAAACUUGGUGUGCCUGGCCUGCCUGGAUAUCCCGGAAGGCAAGGAAUUAAGGGCUCCCUAGGUUUCCCAGGAUUCCCUGGUGCUAAUGGCGAGAAAGGCGCGAGGGGUUUGACUGGAAAACUUGGACCAAGAGGACAGAGAGGGCCGACAGGUCCCAGAGGGCAGAGAGGACCCCGUGGGGCAACAGGAAAACCAGGUGCCAAGGGUGGAUCUGGCAGUGACGGGCCUUCUGGACCACCUGGGGAGAGAGGACUAACUGGACCUCAAGGUCCAAAUGGAUUCCCUGGGCCGAAGGGACCUCCUGGACCUCCAGGGAAAGAUGGACUGCCUGGACACCCUGGACAAAGAGGCGAAGUUGGUUUCCAAGGCAAAACUGGACCACCUGGACCACCAGGAGUUGUUGGACCACAGGGUCCCUCUGGUGAGACUGGACCGAUGGGAGAGCGUGGUCACUCAGGACCCCCAGGACCACCUGGGGAGCAAGGUCUUUCUGGGCCUUCUGGUAAAGAGGGAACCAAAGGAGAUCCCGGUCCCUCCGGUGGCCCCGGUAAAGACGGACCCCCUGGACUGAGAGGAUUCCCAGGAGAGAGAGGACUGCCAGGAACCCCAGGCACUGGAGGACUGAAAGGAAAUGAAGGCCCUGCUGGACCACCUGGACCUGCUGGAUCACCUGGGGAGAGAGGAGCAGCUGGCACCGCAGGUCCUGUCGGCCCCCCUGGACGACCUGGACCUCAGGGGCCCCCUGGAGCUUCGGGAGAGAAGGGAGUGCCAGGAGAGAAAGGUCCUAUUGGUCCAGGUGGUCGUGACGGCAUCCAAGGCCCAGUUGGUCUCCCAGGCCCUGCUGGACCUCCAGGUACUGCUGGAGAGGAUGGAGACAAGGGUGAGGUUGGAGAGCCAGGACAAAAGGGCAGUAAAGGAUCCAAGGGAGAACAUGGUCCUCCUGGUCCACCCGGGCCAAUGGGUCCUGUUGGACAGCCUGGUGCAGCUGGUGCUGAUGGUGAGACAGGUGCUAGAGGUCAACAGGGACCAUUUGGCGCUAAGGGAGAUGAAGGGACAAGAGGGUUCCCAGGACCUCCAGGCCCCAUCGGACUGCAGGGUUUGCCAGGCCCAGCUGGAGAAAAAGGAGAGACGGGAGAUGUUGGUCCAUUGGGUCCUCCUGGUCCCCCAGGUCCACGUGGUCCAGCUGGUCCCAAUGGUGCUGAUGGUCCUCAAGGUCCUCCAGGAGGUUUGGGUAAUCCAGGUCCCAUUGGAGAGAAGGGUGAGCCGGGUGAAUCCGGACCACCUGGAGUCGGAGGAGAGCCAGGAAAAAUGGGCCCGAGAGGAGAGCGUGGUGAGAAGGGAGAGGCUGGGCAGCCGGGCACAUCUGGUCCUCCUGGUGGAAAAGGACCCCAUGGAGAUGACGGACCCAAAGGAAACCCUGGUCCUGUUGGUUUCCCUGGUGAUCCCGGUCCCCCUGGUGAAGUUGGACCACGAGGCCAAGAUGGUGCAAAGGGAGACAGAGGAGAGGAUGGAGAACAAGGAGAAGCUGGUUCACCUGGACCAACCGGUGAGAACGGACCACCUGGACCUCCAGGAAAGAGAGGUCCUCCAGGCACAAGGGGACCGGAGGGUCGUCAGGGAGAGAAAGGAAGCAAGGGGGAUUCAGGUGCCCUUGGCCCUCCAGGAAAGACCGGCCCCGUGGGGCCACAGGGUCAGCCAGGAAAGCCAGGAACUGAGGGUCUAAGAGGGUUGCCUGGAACAGUGGGUGAGCAAGGUUCUCCCGGUGCUGCUGGCCAGAAGGGACCUCCUGGACCAAUGGGUCCUCCAGGUUUGGCAGGUCUUCGUGGUGACCCCGGUGCUAAGGGUGAGAAGGGACAUCCAGGUAUGCUUGGUCUGAUUGGGCCUCCAGGAGAACAAGGAGAGAAGGGAGACCGAGGCAUGCCUGGACCUCAGGGAUCUUCAGGAUCCAAGGGAGAAACGGGUAUGCCUGGAGGAACUGGUCCUCUUGGUCCUGCAGGUCCUGCUGGUAUGCCUGGUCCGAGGGGUAUCAAAGGAGCUAAAGGUGCCACUGGCGGAGGUGGUCCUAAAGGAGAAAAGGGUGUACAAGGACCACCAGGACCACCUGGACCCCCUGGAGAUGUCAUCCAGCCGCUGCCCAUUCAGAUCCCUAAGAAGUCCAAGCGCUCCGUCGACGGCAGUAAGAUGCUCUCUGAGAGUGACGCAGAGGCAGCCGACGGCACGGGCGCAGAGUUCCUGACCCGUAACGAAGGAAUGGAGGAGAUCUUCGGCUCGCUCAAUUCCCUGCGCCAGGACAUCGAGAGCAUGCGCUUCCCGCUGGGAACACAGGAAAGCCCCGCCCGCACCUGCCAGGACCUCCACCUCAGCCAACCAGAUCUGAAAGACGGCGAGUACUGGAUUGAUCCGAAUCAAGGCUGUGCUCGGGACUCGUUCAAGGUUUACUGUAACUUCACUGCUGGAGGAGAGACAUGCUUGUAUCCCAGCAAAGCUGUGGAAAAUGUGAAGAUGAACACUUGGCCAGAGGAGAAGCCUGGGUCCUGGUUUAGUCAGUUUGCAAAGGGCAGCAAGUUUUCAUAUGUUGACUGGAGUGGAGAGCCUGUGGGUAUUGUCCAGCUGGGAUUCCUGCGGUUGCUCAGUGUUCAGGCUCGUCAAAACCUGACCUACCACUGCCAGCGAUCAGUGGCCUGGGCGGACCUCACUGCCGACGGCGGCUACAAGAGGGCGCUACACUUCCAGGGUGCUAACGAUGAAGAGCUCAGCUACGAGACCAGCCCCUACAUCAAAGCCCUCGUCGACGGCUGCUCUUAUCGUAAAGGCUUGGACAGGACAGUGCUGGAGGUGAACACACCUCAGGUGGAGCAGCUCCCUCUGCUGGACAUCAGGGUCUCAGACUUUGGGGAGGACAAUCAGAAAUUUGGUUUUGAAGUGGGACCUGUCUGUUUCCUGGGAUAAACACACACAUGCUGAGGGCAAGGGGAAUACAAUCACCGAUACAAACAAGUACACAGACACUCAUUAAUCAUGCACUUAAAACCUACACAUAAUUAUUACCACAUAGAGAUGUGCCAACACUAAUAAAGACAUUUGAAAUCACGUGUAACAAGUGGGUACACACAUAGAUUCACACACAUACACACAUGCACACACACACACACACACAUUGUUGUGAAACAAAGUUGCACACAAAGUACACGCCCAGGGAAAAACACUCCCAGCAACAGAGGAGAAGAGAGCCAUUCUCGCAGGAGAGAAGAAGAUGUUCUGUGUUAGUGCAGAUACUGCUGGCCUAAAGCGGAAGACCCUCCUGUUUCGGCCCCCUCUCUCUCCUACAGAUCCCCUCCCCACUGUUCCUCUUCCGAGACGUCCCACUCUUCCUACCUCCAUGCCUGAUCGCUCCCAAAUAGUCCUGUGCGAAGCUUCCUUCCUUACAUUAACAGAAUAGAAUGAUCUGCAGGUGCAACAUUUAAACUGAGGAACGGAAGCCGAGCGUGAAAGUUCCAUUAGAACCAUUUCAAAUCACACCAGCAACUGUCAUCAGCAUACACAACCAAAAGCCAUUUACAGUGUGAAAUUGUAUUGAAUUUGAUGUCCUUAUAGAACGAUAAAAUUUAAGAAUUUUCGAUAUUUUUGUUCAUGCUGUGAACAUGCUGCCAAUUUACCAGUCCAGUAUUUUUUGGUGAACGGAUAUAAGCUGGUUAUUGUUCCAUUACAGAGCUUUUUUUUUUUUUGGACACACUUUCAACAUUGUGCUAUUUUGACCCGCCGCAAACCCAUGGGUUUGUGACCUUUGACCUUUUGUGUGGACAGUGUUCAGGCUGGAAUUGUGCAUGCGAACCAUUUGUACAGAAAUAUUUUAUUGUAUUUAUUUUGUGAAACAAACAGGUGCUCACAAGAAAAUGUCCAACACUUGCAGUCCAAAAUAAUGUGGUAUUCAUCUGUAGUUUUUUCAUCUAUUAAAUAUGUAAAUUAAACCCCAGAAAGCAAAUCUGCCUUCUCUGUAUGAUAUAUAUAUAUAUAUAUGUGUACACUUGGUGAUAUCAGCUCUUGCUGCAUUAUUUCAGUGCGUUUACGUCACAGCUUGAGGUUUAGGAGAGUUUGGUGCAGGUGGAGACCGAAACGACCGAAAUGUCUCGAGAUUCAGACAGCAGUGGAGAAGGGACAGGAAGAGGAAGGAGAGGGAAGGAAACUGAUGGUGGUUUGUUUUUUUUAUGUAUAUUUUUUGUUUCUUUUUUAAAACAUGGCGAGGGGAAUGAAAAGCUAUAAAAAGUAUUUGUGAAUUAAAAGUUGUUUGUGUGGUUUACUCUCAAGGACAAUACUGCGAGGAUUGUUUUUGUCGGUGAAAGACAAACAUCUGUCUUAUAAAAUAUGGUGCUAAAACGUGUUCUAUGUAAGUACUUCAGAAUCUGUUUGUGUAAUAUAUAAUCUAUUUAAAGAGC
Molecule: messenger RNA, 5693 nt
Organism: Cyprinus carpio (common carp)
Lineage: Eukaryota; Metazoa; Chordata; Actinopteri; Cypriniformes; Cyprinidae
Product: collagen alpha-2(XI) chain-like
Exons: 57
Coding region: 46-4209 (1387 amino acids)
Molecular function (GO): extracellular matrix structural constituent
Source: RefSeq, a predicted model, not a curated record